Messenger RNA from Centropristis striata (black sea bass), 4004 nucleotides. It is a transcript of the gene ezrb, whose product is annotated as ezrin b. The transcript is spliced from 14 exons. Lineage: Eukaryota; Metazoa; Chordata; Actinopteri; Perciformes; Serranidae. Gene Ontology annotation, biological process: positive regulation of protein localization to early endosome; positive regulation of early endosome to late endosome transport; regulation of organelle assembly. Gene Ontology annotation, molecular function: actin binding; cell adhesion molecule binding. Bases 891 to 2654 code for a protein of 587 amino acids. Gene Ontology annotation, cellular component: apical part of cell; adherens junction; plasma membrane. The record is from RefSeq and is a predicted model, not a curated record.
CAGUUGACUUGAUUUUUUAAAUUAUUCAUGUUAAGUCAUAUUGUGAUAAAAGAUGACAAACAUUUAUUUUUUUUCGCGUCUCAAAUGUGUGGAUUGCUGCUGCUUUCUGUGCUAAAUGAUAAUGUAAAUAGAUGUAGUUUGGGUUUUGGACUGUUGGACGACACUUAAAAACAUGUAGUCAUGGGCUGAAUGUUUUUUUCCAGAUAUUUUUCACUACAUUCAGAUGGACUAUUGAUUAUUCAAUUCAUCAAUUAUAUAUGUUAUGGACUAAAUCAAAUUUAAAAUGCCUAAAAUUAUAAACUAACCUAAAAUGUCUAACCAUCUCUUGUAACAGCUCAAUUUCUCUGUUUUCUAUUAUCGUAUAUUUAAAUUUUGUUAAGGUUAUUAAUUAGGCUCCAACUUAUAAUUAAAUUUUUUACCAACUAACCAAUCUGUAGAUUUUUUUCUUGAGUAGUUGAUUAUUCGUUUGGUUAAACAUUACAAAACAUUGAGAAAAGCCAAUUAAAAAUUCCUAAAGCCUAAAGUGAUGUCAUCAAAUCGCUUAUUCUGUGCAAGCAACAUUUCCAAACCCCAAAAUAUUAAAUUUACUAUAAUGUAAGACCAACUGAUAUAAGUGGGAAUGGGCCAGUACUUCAGAAUUGAUGACUCUAAAUUGCCCGGAGGAGUGAAUGACAGCGUGAAUGGUUGUCUGUCUGUAUGUAUCAGCCCUGCGAUAGGCUGAUGACCUGUCCAGGGUGUACCCCGCCUCCUGCCCAAUGUCAGUUGGGAUCGGCUUCACACACACCCCGCAACCCGAAUUCGGGAAGGCACACGGAGCACUGGUUCCCUUCUUUGGAAACUCUUUUUAUAUUUAACAGCUCCUCGCACAGGGCAAGGAAAAGGACCGGAAAAUGCCUAAAGCGGUCAAUGUUCGCGUCACCACCAUGGACGCUGAGCUGGAGUUUGCCAUCCAGCCCAGCACCACCGGCAAGCAGCUGUUUGACCAGGUGGUUAAAACCAUUGGCUUGCGUGAGGUAUGGUACUUCGGACUCCAAUAUAUGGACCACAAAGGUUACUACACCUGGCUAAAACUGGACAAAAAGGUGUCCUCCCAGGACGUGAAGAAGGAGAACCCACUGCAGUUCAAGUUUCGGGCCAAGUUCUUCCCCGAGGACGUAUCCGAAGAGCUGAUCCAGGACAUCACCCAGAAGCUUUUCUUCCUGCAGGUGAAGGAGGGCAUCCUGAGCGAUGAGGUGUACUGUCCACCAGAGACAGCCGUGCUGCUCGCCUCCUACUCCGUUCAAGCGAAGUUUGGAGACUACAACAAAGAAGUCCACCAGCCUGGAUACCUGCUGUCUGAACGGCUGCUGCCACACAGAGUCAUGGAGCAGCACAAGUUAUCCAGAGAGCAGUGGGAGGAGAGGAUUCAGGUGUGGCACGAGGAGCACCGCGGGAUGUUAAAGGAGGACGCUAUGAUGGAGUACCUGAAGAUCGCUCAGGACCUGGAAAUGUACGGAGUCAACUACUUUGACAUCAAGAACAAGAAGGGCACAGAGUUGUGGCUGGGAGUGGACGCACUGGGCCUCAACAUUUAUGAGAAGGAUGAUAAAUUGACCCCUAAGAUUGGCUUCCCCUGGAGCGAAAUCAGAAACAUUUCCUUCAACGAUAAGAAGUUCAUCAUUAAGCCCAUCGACAAAAAAUCUCCAGACUUUGUGUUUUAUGCACCAAGGCUGCGCAUAAACAAGCGCAUCCUGCAGCUGUGCAUGGGCAACCACGAGCUGUACAUGCGCCGCCGCAAACCGGACACAAUCGAGGUGCAGCAGAUGAAGGCCCAGGCCCGCGAGGAGAAGCAACAGAAACAGAGGGAGAGAGCCCAGCUGGAGGAGGAGAAGAAGAAGAGAGAGGCCAUCGAGAAAGAGAAGGAGCAGAUGGAGCGAGAGAAGCAGGAUCUGAUGAUGAGGCUGUACGACUUCGAGGAGAAGACCAAGAAGGCGGAGAAAGAUCUUCAGGACCAGCUCCAGAGGGCCAUGAUGCUGGAGCAGGAGCGGAGGAGAGCCGAGGAGGAGGCGGCUCGCCUAGAGGCCGAGCGUCAGGCCGCACUGUUGGCUAAAGAGGAGCUGGCCCGCCACGCUGAGGACCAGAAGAAGAGUCAGGAGCAGCUGGCUGCAGAGCUGGCAGAGCACACCGCCAAGAUCAGUCUGCUGGAGGAGGCCAAGAAACGCAAGGAGGAGGAGGCCGACUCAUGGCAGCUCAGGGCCAAGGAGGCCCAGGACGAUCUCCUAAAGACCAAGGAGGAGCUGCACAUGGUGAUGACGGCGCCCCCGCCUCCUCCCCCUCCCCCCAUGUACGACCACAUGGACGACAACAGCGACAGCGAGGAGAACGCCAGCGAGGAAAACGCCAGCACGCACAGCGCCGACCUGCAGAAUGAAGGCUUCUACGACCACCGCAACGAGGAGGACCGCCUGACCGAGGCCGAGAAGAACGAGCGCGUCCAGAACCAGCUGAAGGCCCUGACCUCAGAGCUGGCUCAGGCACGUGAUGAAUCCAAGAAUACCCAGAACGACCUUCUUCACAGCGAGAACGUCCGGGCCGGCCGAGACAAAUACAAGACCCUGCGACAGAUCAGGCAGGGCAACACCAAGCAGAGGAUCGACGAGUUUGAGGCCUUAUAAAAAAGCCUUCGGCCCCCCUCGGCCGCUCACCCUUUCUGAAUGGUCACUACAUCUCGGCCGACACACACAUGGACACACAUAUUAACACACAACUGGAGCAGUAUAAGCAUCAAUUACAGAGAGACACACUCCUGUCGUGAGUGUGCACAGCUUUGUAAAUCCUUUGAAGAAAAACUUAGUGCCAAAACCUUCCUCUUCUUAGUGUUUCAGAUCUUAUUUGUGUAUUUGAUUGUGUGUAAUUUGAUCGAAUUCAGACCAAAUCAUUAUUGUUUUUAUCCAGAGGUGUGAUGAAGUAGUGGGACUAGCCAAAUUUUAUUAUAUUAUUAUUAUUUCAUGAUGUGCACAUGAUGUAAUCAAAGCCUCGCUUCUUUUUGAUGUCCGUCUUUGUUGUGUAGGAAGAAAAAAAAAGGACAGUUUGUCGUUUAUAGCGACCACUCAGAAAGGGGUUAAACAGUAUACGCAGGAAAAUGUACUUUUGUUUUUGUUUUCCAUUAUAUUUGAACACUUCCAUUUUAUGUUUAAUAUUGCUAUACAGUAGUUUAAAAUUAUCCCUAGUUGAUAUUUAUACUGUAUAUGGGACAUUAAAAAAAGGGUAUUUCAUCUUGGUUUGUAUAUUUUUGCUAUCUACUAAUGAUAAUGAAAAUGUUUCAAAGGUUUUAUAUAUUGACCAAAAUAAUAGCAGUCUUAUGUUCAAUACGUUUUCCUUUAGAUCACUAAAUUAAAGAGAUUUAACUGUAAAUUAUUAUUAUUUUUUACUGUAGGAAAUAUCCAGCUGCAUGCCAUUAAAUCAGUUAAGGAGAUUGCUAUCUAUCUAGGUACUUUUGAUUUUUUUUUUUUUUUUGCAGUGCAGUUCACAGCCUGCCGAGGAAUGUUGUUAUCCUCGGACACUGUGUCGACUGGGACACUUAGUUUAAUAUAUUUUAUUUCUCUGUUCCGUGUCAUGUCGCUGUUGAGUGAGAGAUGAGCAUGUGUUUGUGUGCUUUUACCCUCCUAAGUUGCCUUCUUCUCUGGCUGUCUCCUCCUCAGGGAUCAGUCCCAGACAGUUGGUCUUCACUUCAUAGCCACGGUGCUUAGUCACAAUAAACAAUAUGGAAGCUUUUAGUUCUUUUAGUGUUAAGCCUUACGAGGGUUGAGGUGAACGUUACAGAGUUUUCAUUUUGCAGCUUGGGCACAGCGGACUGACACAGACAGUUACAGCACCUCGCUCUCCUCUCGCUGGACACGGACUAGAGUAGCAUCUACUGACACUGUAAUGGAAACACACAGCUCUGCUGGCCUUUGUAUAUGAACAGGAUUUUAUAAUGAGGUGUUCAACAUAUUGGCAAUAAAGAAAAAUCUAUGAUUACACAA